This is a messenger RNA of Exophiala viscosa, 750 nucleotides long. Its product is annotated as 3-oxoacyl-reductase. Gene Ontology annotation, molecular function: oxidoreductase activity. The coding region runs from base 1 to 750 and encodes 249 amino acids. Lineage: Eukaryota; Fungi; Ascomycota; Eurotiomycetes; Chaetothyriales; Herpotrichiellaceae. The transcript has 2 exons. The record is from RefSeq and is a predicted model, not a curated record.
AUGACCCCUUCUCGAUUCACCAGCAAGCUCGUCGGACAACGCGUUCUGUUGGUCGGUGGAACAGGCGGUGUCGGUGUCAGUGUUGCUCAAGCCACGAUUGAGCACGGCGCAACCGUCAUUAUCUCCUCAUCUCGCGAACACAAGGUAAAGGACGUCUGUGCUGCUCUCGUCAAAGACUAUCCCGAAGCUAAAGACCGGGUUUCUGGUCAUGCAUGCGACCUUGCGAGCCCCGACGUCGAAGCAAACAUCGAAGAGCUCUUCAACAAUAUCGGCGAGAUCGACCACAUCGUCUGCAUGGCUGGCGACCGGCUGCCCAUGAUACCGCUGGAGGAAAUCACACUCGAGAAAUGGCAAAAGUGCAAUCAAGUUCGAACAAUUGCCAGCAUCCUCAAAGAUCGCCACUCUUCCAUCACACUGACCGGCGGGUCGAUCUCGGAAAAGCCUAUUGCUGGCGGAUGGUCGAUGCUGGCACUCAUUGGUGCAGGCUUGAAUGGACUGGCAAGACAGCUGGCUUUUGACCUUGCUCCGAUCCGGGUCAACGCAGUGGCACCUGGGGUUAUUGAGACUGACCUAUGGCAAGGAAUGGGUGAGGAGAGUAAAAAGGCAUUCUUUGCAGAGCAUGAGACCAAGAUUCCCACCGGCAAAGUUGGACAACCUGAAGAUUUGGCGGAAGCAUACCUUUACUGCCUGAAAGACUUGAAUGCUACGGGGAUUGUUGUUCAUUCGAACAGUGGAACCUUUCUGGUGUGA